GCGCUCACGUGACACCACACGGAAGUGACGCGCCUAGCUCAAAAGAGUUCAGCAUCUGUUGGCAGCAACAUUAGCUGCUUUAUUGGGUUUUUAUGCGAGAAGACGAAAACAGCGAACUGACGGACGGGCGAAGCGGUUGAUACAUCUGUAAGCAGCCAUAAUGAAUCCGGUUUACAGCCCUGCACCAACAGGGGUCCCUUUUACUAAUUCUAAAGGCAUAGGCUACCCAGCUGGAUUUCCUGUUGGCUAUGCAGCAGCACCUGGAUACAGUCCCAGCAUUUACCCAGGGGCUAACCCAGCCUUCCCCAGUGGUUAUGCUCCAGGCACUCCUUUCAAAAUGUCCUGCUCACCAAACACAGGUAGCAUACCACCAUAUUCCUCCUCGCCAAACCCUUACCCUACAGCUGUGUAUCCUGUCAGGAGCACCUACCCCCAACAGAACCCCUAUGCACAGGCACUUAUACCCUCACCACAACAAGGCACGUAUUACACACAGCCUCUGUAUGCUGCACCGCCUCAUGUUAUCCAUCACACGACAGUGGUCCAGCCAAAUGGGAUGCCUGCAGCCAUGUAUGCCCCACCCAUCCCACCUCCACGCCCCAAUGGUGUUGCCAUGGGAAUGGUGGCCGGCACCACCAUGGCCAUGUCUGCUGGUGCGUUGUUAACAACUCCUUCACCGACACCAGUUGCCCCACACCCGGUCACAGUGCCCACAUAUCGGGCCCCUGGUACACCGGGCUACAGCUAUGUGCCCCCACAGUGGUGAAGAAAGGGCAUGGUCAGAAGAUGGUAGUUAUGCAUUCACACUCUACUCCAGUGUUUCUCGCUAUUGGUGAUGACCUGCCCUGCUGGUGUCUGCAACCAGUUCUACUUCCAGCAAAAUGUGAAUUUGAUUCUCAACUACAUAGACAGAGGCCCAUUGAUAGUAAGGGGGUGCAGAAUAGGCCCACCCUCAUCCCUCAUGACCCUCUUAUUAAUGACAUAAGGCUGCACUUACCUGUCACCCCAGCGCCAGCAUCUCUGCAAACUACUGCAUAUCUCACAUCAAAUGUCUAAAGCCUCCAUGCACACUUUUUUGUGGACUGUCAUGCAGAUUUUUAUAUCUUCUAUUCUUUACAUGGUGAAAAGGGAGCUUGGAUUUGUUUUUCAGUUGUAUUUUUUUGGUUGUUUUGUUUUUGGAGGUAACAUGAUGAAUUUGAGUGAGUGUGUGUGUGUGUGUAUAGAUAUGAAGUCAUGCUAGCUCAAUCUACCUGCUGUGACAUGCAAAACCAACAAAAUGCACACAUCCAAAGGAAACAAAAUAAUCAGCAGUGACUAUGUCCUAAAUGUGAAAAAAAGAUUCAGUGUUUGUUCAUGCAAAAAAUGUAACUCUGCAACAAAGCGCAGACUAACUUGUACUAUUUUCACUGCUUUGUGUUUGGAUAAGUGAUGCUACAAGGUUUUUAUCAUUUCUCUGUGAUGCUGUGCAUUUUGUCUUAAUAUUUUUUGGGAAAAGAUAGGAUUUUUGUGCCUCUGACAGCCAUUCCAACACUUAAUCAUUCUGAGCUCUCCCCAGCUUUUCCAAAGGCUUGAAACCGGUUUCAGUCCUGUAUUGAAACACCUGGAGCUGAUAGAAAUUGAACAGAGUACUUAUUGUAGCCAGAAAUGUUUCCAGUGGGAGAAAAGCAGCAGAAGAUGGUGGAAAUGAUUUUUCGCCUGUUGGAUGAAAUUGAGCAAAGUAUGUGUGUGAGUGAGUGAGAAAGGAGAGGAAAAUAAAAACCAUUAAAAAAUGGUGUGCCAUAAGUGGAACAUACGCCUACAGUGUUUGACCAACAUAUCCCAGUUUGUUCUUCCCGAGUAGAUCUGAAGCACUACAUCAUGAAUUCACUGCUGAUGUUUGACUUAAGAAAAGUAAAUGUGUGAAUAGCACUACUGAAAGAAAGCACUAAUUCAACAGAUACCUUUUUGACAUCGCUCGCUGUUUUACCUCAAAGUUCCAGGCUAACGUGACUAUAUCGCUGUCUCAGACUAGCUUUUUCAAUGUUGCCUCAGUUAAACAAUCUGUUUUGUAAAUGUUACUUUUGUGAUUUUUGGUUCUUGUUUUGUAUUCUAAAGAAAAACAAAAUAAAAAUGCAUAACAAUCAU
Thalassophryne amazonica is the source of this 2124-nucleotide messenger RNA. RefSeq names its product family with sequence similarity 168 member B (gene fam168b). The record is from RefSeq and is a predicted model, not a curated record. NCBI's taxonomy places the organism in Eukaryota, Metazoa, Chordata, Actinopteri, Batrachoidiformes, Batrachoididae. Bases 161 to 766 code for a protein of 201 amino acids. The transcript is spliced from 7 exons.